CAACAGAUUCUGCUGCACUGGCACAAGUAUCCAAUGCAGUAUUGCUCUUAUCAGCCACUGAGAGAUGAUAAAGGAAGUAAAUGUACGAAGUGAACAACAACAGCAGCUUUACAUCUGUCAGAUAAUGAGAACACAACUGGUGAAUGUUGCACAGCACCAAAUGGCGGCGAUGGCCUGUUCUGCCGGGCGGUGAAGAUGUCAACUGCCGAUCACGUUCAGGAAAUGAAAGAUUGCUGCUUCUGCUGCUCUGCACUAGAAAAUCCCUAAUUUCACACCUUACUUUUCAAGGACAAGCCAUUUCACGUGUGUCUCGCUUCGUUUGAUAGCUUCCCCCCUCUGGGAUGACUCUCGCUCGGUAGAGUCGCAUUAUGGCCCUGUGCCUGUCCAGUUAUUCUGCGUUGCUUCGCCGGAAGGUGUUGGUCUCCCCUCAUGUGGAGAGGGCUGGAUUGAUGGAAGUGUCGUUGAGGGCCACUGGUCGUCGUCCGGCCGGUGCUCGUCACUUUUCCAAGACCUGGAAACAGUCCCAGGAACAGAAUCACAAAGAAAACCCAAACCCAUCUCGUCGCAGCACUUUCGGCUCCCGUCUCCGUUUUGCGCUCCGCAACACCAAAGUCGAAUGGUACCCCAUCCCCGUCGGUCUGGGCAUCGGCUUGCUCGGACUGCUGCAGUUCUACAAGGCCCAGCGGGCUGAAAAGGAACGAGCUGAACGAGAGGCAGCUGGAGAGCCAUACGACUUCCAAAAUGGCCCCCGUCGUCCCAAACACCGUCUUAGCGGACCAUGGCAGGUCCAGAUCAUGUCUACCCUGCCGCUCAAGGCCAUGUCUCGCCUCUGGGGUCGCUUCAACGAAAUCGAACUACCCUACUAUUUCCGCGUUCCUGGCUUCAAAUUAUACUCUUGGAUUUUCGGCGUCAACCUCGACGAGGUCGCCGAACCUGACCUUCACACCUACCCGAACUUGGCCGCAUUCUUCUACCGUCAGCUGAAGCCUGGUGUUCGACCUUUGGACCCAGAUACCCGUGCUAUCAUCUCGCCUUCUGAUGGUAGGAUCCUGCAAUUCGGCCUUAUCGAGCGGGGUGAGGUAGAGCAGGUCAAGGGCGUCACCUAUAGCUUAGACGCCCUCCUGGGAUCUGCCACCCCUGCGCAUGCGGACCACAACAGGAACUUUGCCGAUCAUCAGACCGAGCCAAGCCAGAAGAACGAAGCCAAAAUGCUGGCGGACGAGGAGUUUGCCGAAAUGAACGGCAUCUCCUAUACUCUGCCGACUCUCCUCGCUGGCGAAGCCGGUGGCGCACACAAGCGCUCGGCUUCCAUGGAUGCGUCUACUACUUCCAAGGCCGGUGCUGAAGAAGAGGUGAAGGCUGAUCUGGCCCGCGGCGAUGGAACUCCCUGGUACGCCCCGAAGGCAGCCGCCGACCACGCCCUGUACUAUGUUGUGAUCUACUUGGCCCCUGGCGACUACCACCGCUUCCACUCUCCUGUGCCGUGGGUGGUGGAGAGCCGCCGUCAUUUCGCUGGUGAACUGUUCUCGGUGUCGCCAUACUUGCAGCGCCAUCUUCCGGGCUUGUUCACCUUGAACGAGCGGGUCGCUCUUCUGGGUCGUUGGCGUUGGGGCUUCUUCAGCUACACGCCUGUGGGAGCGACCAACGUUGGCUCUAUCAAGGUCAACUUUGAUGCGGAGCUGCGGACCAAUAGCCUGACCACAGACACCGCUGCCGACAAAGCGGCCGCCGAAGCCGCAGCGCGCGGCGAGCAAUACCCGGGCUUUGUCGAGGCGACAUACCGUCACGCCAGUCGCACCCUGGGAGGUCAUCCCCUUCAAAGAGGUGAGGAGAUGGGAGGUUUCCAGCUGGGAAGUUCGAUCGUGCUGGUCUUUGAGGCGCCGAUGGGCACGCGCAAGUCGUUCGAUGCCGGCUGGGAAGAGGGCAAACGCGAAGGAGGAUGGAACUGGACCAUCGAAAAGGGGCAGCGAAUCAAGAUGGGUGAGAAGCUUGGCUAUGUGGACAUCUAACACUAGACUACGUCGUUUGUAAUAAGUUGUUUUGUAUCAUACUACUUUGUUGAAUAGCGAGAAUUCUUCUAAGGGCCACGGCCUUGGCGUGUUAUAGUAUA
Molecule: messenger RNA, 2110 nt
Organism: Aspergillus saccharolyticus JOP 1030-1
Lineage: Eukaryota; Fungi; Ascomycota; Eurotiomycetes; Eurotiales; Aspergillaceae
Product: phosphatidylserine decarboxylase 1
Exons: 1
Coding region: 369-2009 (546 amino acids)
Biological process (GO): phosphatidylethanolamine biosynthetic process
Cellular component (GO): mitochondrion
Molecular function (GO): phosphatidylserine decarboxylase activity
Source: RefSeq, a predicted model, not a curated record